Molecule: messenger RNA, 622 nt
Organism: Saitoella complicata NRRL Y-17804
Lineage: Eukaryota; Fungi; Ascomycota; Saitoellomycetes; Saitoellales; Saitoellaceae
Product: HIT-like protein
Exons: 4
Coding region: 16-525 (169 amino acids)
Molecular function (GO): catalytic activity
Source: RefSeq, a predicted model, not a curated record
GUAGCUUUACGCAUCAUGUCUCUCGCAACCCGCUUCGGCCCUCACUUGGUGACUUCUCAAGUGUUCUAUCGAUCCCCUUCCUCCCUUUCCUGUGCUCUCGUCAACCUGAAGCCUCUGAAACUAUUACAUGUUCUCAUCAUCCCACAGCGUGUCGUUCCACGCCUGAAAGACCUGACGAAAGAAGAGGUUGCCGACUUGUUUCAAACAGCGCAGCUCAUCGGAUCAGUCGUUGAACAGGAAGCGAAUGCAGAUUCUCUCACGAUUGCUUUACAGGAUGGGGUGAAUGCUGGUCAAACGGUACCGCAUGUGCAUAUCCACGUUAUCCCACGGAAGGCCCAGGACUACCCUGACAACGACAUGAUCUACGAGGCAUUGGACUCGGACGAAGCGGACCUCGGGAAAGCACACGCUGCGCAAGGAUCAGGCCGGCGAACGCAGUGGGAGAAGGUUGACGAUGCGGACCGAGUUGCGCGGACAAUCGAAGACAUGGAAAGGGAAGCGAAAUGGUUGAGUACACUUUUCUAGAAUUUCCAGUGUAAAAGUAGAGCUGUCGUACAAUUACAGCACACCUCAUGUACGUGCAGCUUGCCGCGCCGAGAUCGACGGAGUGCUCAGAUCAGGC